Priapulus caudatus is the source of this 2527-nucleotide messenger RNA. RefSeq names its product A-kinase anchor protein 17A-like. The transcript has 6 exons. The coding region runs from base 320 to 1816 and encodes 498 amino acids. The record is from RefSeq and is a predicted model, not a curated record. NCBI's taxonomy places the organism in Eukaryota, Metazoa, Priapulida, Priapulimorpha, Priapulimorphida, Priapulidae.
CCUUAUUUUAAUGGCAAUGUCAGGUUUGUGUAUCUUUCUCAGUAAAGUCGUAAAUUUGUAAAUAACCUGUUAAUAUUCUUUCUGAAAUGAAUCACCUGUCGUAACCCUGGAAAUGGUGUGACUGAUCUUGAAUUUAAUUGUUAUUAUUUUGUUCCAAUUCGGGGUUAAACGUAUUGAAAGCCAAAGAUAUUGUAGUCAUUGACUCAAUAAUUGAGAAGCUGGAUGUAGACCUAGGUCAGCAGAUGGCUCUUAUGCAAAGCUGACACCACCAGUGCUUUUGUGAGAUAGCAGUCGAUUCAACUAAAUCAAAGGGAUCACCAUGGCUAAUGCACCAACACUAUGUAAUGACAUUACGGAGGCUCAGAGCCUAUUUCCACAACAGGGACUCUAUCUCAAGCCAAUCUCAAAGUUGAACAUCACCGUUCAAAUGCCGCAACUCAAAACUCCUGGAAAAUCUAUUUCCAACUGGGAAGUCAUGGAGAAACUGAAAGAAAUGGUUAAACCGGACCCGUUUAAUAUUCUGAAAGUCACGAAAAGUGCACUUGAGUUUGUGCGAUUCGAGGCGGAGAUGGAGAACAAGAGUGUGAUUCCACCAGUGAUAGCGAGACUAGAUGGCAAGACGAUGAAAUUAAGCGGCUUCACGGAGCAACUGAAGAUUCGAGCGUGUGAAAGCAAGGUGCCUUUUCCUUCGCGACACGACUGGGAGUCUUUCUUCCGAGAUGCAAAGAACAUGAACGAAAUGAGGCCAGGUGAGAGACCUGACACGAUCCACAUGCAAGGACUUCCAACUAAGUGGUUUGCGGACCGACACAAAAAAUUGAAGGACCGCCCUAGUGACUUCAUCCUGCGGCAAGUGUUCUCCACGUUUGGGGAAGUGAGAUGCGUAGACAUUCCAUGCUUGGACCCAUAUCGCAGGGAAAUCACAAACCUGCAGGGCAUUCAGACAUUUUCUUUCGGACAGGACCUGUUCUUUGACGCGUUUGUUCAGUACAAAGAGUACGUGGCCUUCGUCCGGUGUAUGACAGUGCUACGGGGCCAGAAGAUGUUAUUUAAGGAUGACGACGGGAAAGCCUACUCGGCUAACAUUAAGAUUGACUUUGACAAGACCAAGCACCUUGGCGAUAAGCACAUUAGGAAACGAAGGCUAGAACGUGAGAAACUAGAUCAGUUAGAAAAAGAGAGAGAGGACAGAGUUCGUAAGGAGAGGGAGGAAGAAGAACGAAAGAAAGAGGAGGAAAGACGAAAGAAAGAUGAAGAGGAAAUUGAAAAGGCCAAGAAAAAGAAAGAGAAGUAUGACAGAAAAAAGUUUAGACAGAAAACGAGAGAAGAGAAACGUUGGCAACGUAAGUUAACAAAAAAGCAAGAAGAUGAGGAGCGAAAGGUGAUGGAGAAAAUAGCAAGAGAAGAGAGGAAGAUUCUAAUUGCACAGAGGAAGCUAGAAUCUAUCCAUCUGCUCACAGUUCUGUUUGAACGAAUAAAGGAAAUUAAGAUUAAGGAGGACCUUGCACAAAAGGUAAGGGAGUGUGAGCUGGAACGGUUAAGACAAAUAGAGGAAGAGAAACAACGAAUCCUUGAUGUUGAGAAAAGGAAAGAAGAAAACCUAAAGUUGAAGCAGGAAGUAUUAAAGAAAAAAGAAGAAGAACUUAGGCAGAAGAUUAUGCGUAAUUUCAAGAGGAAGCAGGAGGAACAAAGCGACAAGGAGCGAGAAGAGUUGCGAAGGAAAAUCCACGGAACGACACGUUUAAAAUCUGUGCUUGUCAGUGAAAACAACAAAUGUAAGAAGCCAAAACUCAAGAGUGUGCUAGCUAGUAGGUAGUGCUGUCAAACAUUACUCCUUUAUGACAGUAUGAGGAAAAGCCAAAUUAAUUCUUAUAGAAACCAUAUUCAUAUACUUUGUAUAAAUAAAAUGCAGGUCUUGGAUUGAAUAAGAGAAAAUAUGUUCCUGACAUGACACAUGUGACAUUGUAAUAAUUUAAAUGAAAGCCUUCAUUUCAAGUAGGUUGUCAUGUUCGUGAUGUUAUAUUCAUUCUAGCCCCGAGUGGUUGUUAUGUUUUGGUCAGUGUAGGAUUUUGUAGAUGGGAUUCUGCUUGGAAAGUCGGUGAGCUCUGGCUUGUCAGUACAGUCUUCAGUCAGUGCAAGAAGCAUUUAUUAGUCAAUUUGUGAUUUGGUGAGCAGUGCACUUAAUGGCCAAAUCUUGGUCAGUGAACAGUGCAAAUGGACACCAGAUGUUAGGAAAUUAUCUCAGGCUUGCACUGACCUGCAGAAAUUCUGUGCAUUAGAAACGUCUGUGCUGUGUCCACGUUUUGUAGAAAACAACAAGAUGAUAUACAAUUCUUUAUUAUCUGAAUAGGAACACAAGUUAAAGUAAUUUAGAUGUGAUUUCAGUCGUGUUGCGGAAUCUCAAUUACACUGCCGUUUCAGGCGUGAUAUAUUAUUUGCUAAUGAUUUUGUUGUAAAUUGCUGUAAAUUGAAAAAGUUUCCAUGUCAUAUAAAUAUAUAUUUAAAAAAGAUCUACCCCAUCACAAAA